Molecule: messenger RNA, 1455 nt
Organism: Haliotis rufescens (red abalone)
Lineage: Eukaryota; Metazoa; Mollusca; Gastropoda; Lepetellida; Haliotidae
Product: glutathione peroxidase-like
Exons: 4
Biological process (GO): response to oxidative stress
Molecular function (GO): glutathione peroxidase activity
Source: RefSeq, a predicted model, not a curated record
UCAGUGGCAUUAGGGAAAAGUCUAUAGUCAUAGACGGAUACUGCGCGAGGCAGUUGCACGUGCAAUGCUGUUGCACGUGUUUUGCGCUGCCGUUGUCGUCUGCUGCGGCGGUGCGAGCGCGUUCUAUAUACCGCCACCUGGUGAGAGGAAAGUGUCAUGCUAUCAGUCAGACGAUUCGUCCCAGUCAGUGUACAAUUUUACGAUUAAUGACCUUCAAUCGGGGACGCCAACGAGUCUGUCACAGUUUCGAGGCGAGGUGCUGCUGAUCGUCAACGUGGCGGGAUUCUGAGGGUCAACUCCACAAUAUUUGGGACUGAAUGCAUUACAGAGAGAGUUUCGGGGAUUCAGGGUUCUUGGUUUCCCGUGUAAUCAGUUUGGGAAGCAAGAGCCAGGAGCUAACGCCACCGAGAUUCUCAACACGUUGAAGUAUGUUCGUCCUGGUGAUGGAUUUGAGCCGAACUUCAGCAUGUUUGAGAAAAUCGAAGUAAACGGGGAGAAUGAGCAUCCACUGUAUACAUAUCUUAAGUCAUACUGUGUCGCCACCGUCGACGUCUUCUACACGGAAAGUCCAGGCAUCUACUAUCAGCCCUACAGAAAUUGGGACGUCCGCUGGAAUUUUGAGAAGUUUCUCAUCAACAAGAAGGGAAGGAUCGUGUCCCGGCAUCAUUACAAGACUUUGCCGGGAGACCUGACCACCGACAUCAGGACACUCCUGGAGGAGGGCGUGGACAAUGACCACUAGCGACACAGCUGUUCAAGAGCACAUCCCCUGUGAUGAGAGAUGGAUAUAUUCUCCAACACGAACCCGUUUUUGUUCACUAUCCCUAAAACAGUGUUCAAAUUAAUUGUUGAACACUCCCCACCCCUAAAUAACCCCACCUAUUAACGUGACUUCUUCGCUUUUCUAACUCUUUUGAAUCAAAUAUACUGCAACCUUUAAUACUCUGGCAACAUCGUAGUUAAACAAUGAUUGUAAGUUACAUCCACUUUGUGUGCAUGUUUGCUUUUGGAUUCCUUCUAAUGACCAGGUUAACUUUCCUUAAAGACAUUGAAACGUAAAGGCCGUACUUCAAACUAUAUGACCUUGACCUUACAUACCAAUAUAUUAACCUACCAUCUAUUUUGUAAUAUAAGUCACUGUCACUUAAUCAAUAGUUCACUGAUAAAGCGUAUUUCAAGGCAGGGAUUGACGAUAUUACCUUCCUGUACAACUCCAGAGACUAAAAACGCCAUGUCUAUGGGACUUACAUUUCAAAGCGUGUAUAUUCCCAACAAUAUUCACAUACUAAAAGGCUUGAUGACGGGAAGAUUUGCAACCGGAAAUGGGUAAUCUCCCCUGACCUCCGUUGCUCUUGGGCGCUUUUCUGCAUUCGAGCGUUCUUGAGCAGUGGUGUCUUUUAUUGUGGGACUUAGUGUGGGAGUAUGCAUGCUAGCCAGAAUAAAUCAUUAUUUGUU